AUGGACUACGAUUUGGCGCGAUUAGAUUAUGCCAUAUGUGGCAUCACAUAUCCGGAUACAUUAAAAAUUUUGCCCCCGUCUGGGCAGAAAAGUGAUCAAAAGUUUGCAGUUGGUGAUAAAAAUGGGGUUUUACAAUGCCUAAGUAUUAAAGAAGAAGAACCGGUAGUGCAGUUCAAAACAUUACCUGGAAAACCCAUAACCGCUGUACAACUUGCGUCUGGAGUUGGUACACAAGCUGACAAAAUUUUCACAGCUUCCGGCAAUGAAGUCAAAGGCUAUACAAGGAAAGGAAAAGUGUUUUUGAGCAUUGAAACAGCGCUUUCCGAGACUAUCACGUCCAUGUGCAUCCUAGGGAGCGACCUGAUACUAUGUAGCGGACGUAACGUGACUUACUACAGGGAUUUGCGUGAAUAUCACUCAUAUAUUUGCGAAGACAGAGUACUCGACAUUGCAGCCUUUGCGAGCCACCGAAUUAGACUGUUAGUGCUUAUUGCUAAUAAGGGAGCGAUAAUCUUAGAAAAUGGAAAACUCAUCUCUCGUACACCUAUAUCCUCGGGUCCCUCUCGUCUGAUUGUUCCAUUAUCUACCCAUGUGACAGAUAUUCAGGCCUUCUUCGGCUCCAGUGAUGGAUCUCUAGGGCUUAUUGGUUACCAAGAAAAUGAAGUGGCGCGAUUAGAAAAGCAGACUUCAAAUGAGCGUGAAAGAUAUCAACGAAGUACACAUUCAUUACAAUCUGGUUUAUCUACACCACCGUUAAUAGAUGUUCAACAUGAGGAAGCAACUUCAGAUCUACUUGCAUCGGUCAGGUGCCAAGCCGGAACACGAAGAGUUUGGGUGAAAAUACGAUACGUUGCAGAUGGCUCUGUCGAAACAAAACUGGGGGGAAUACGUGUACUGAUUUAUGUUUUACCCGCUGGAGCACCCAGAGUUGCACGUCUUAUUACUCUAAAGCUACCCGCACUGCCCUACUAUUCCCAACAUGAACAACAGGAAUGGAACAUGGAAUCACAAGAGAGAGUUUGGUGUCAACUUCACGUAUCUGGAAGCUUCUCUGUAGCUGAGAUAACUUCAUGGCUGACAGAGGCACUCCCAGGUGAACUGCCUCGACCUGCUGCAAACGUAUCUUUCGUUCGUUCCCACGCUCUUCUAAAAACGAUUCUCAUUUGCCAAUAUCAGCGAGGAUCAGCAGUACUUAAAUCUGACAACGUGUCUACCAUUGCUACACUUCGAAAUAUAGUAUCAAACUGUUCAGUAGAGAAAAGUAUUCGAGUGGAUUUGUCUUGUGAUAUUCCGAAAAAUUGUUGUAUGACAUCAUUUAAGUAUUUAGAGGACAAAUUUAAAUUGGAGUAUCAGAAACACAAAGAUAUUAUUUUGAAAAAUGCAAUUAGCCAAAAGGCUUACAUAGGGCUUGACUUCGAGCCACGGAAAUUCGAUAUAUUUCAAACUUCCAAAUUUUUUAGCAAGCUGGACUUGGACAGUUCUAUGAGUGAGGAAGGACCAAUACUAUGUCAAGAUUAUUCUCGGGUUUGGGAUUCUAGGGAAACUAUAAACGGAACGCAAUUUGGCGAGCUUGUAGUUGGUGGUACAAAUAUGACAAAUCAUGACCAGGACCUCGACAAGAGGAAACUGGUUAAGACCCAGUGA
This is a messenger RNA of Arctia plantaginis, 1644 nucleotides long. Lineage: Eukaryota; Metazoa; Arthropoda; Insecta; Lepidoptera; Erebidae. The record is from the annotation of a GenBank genome assembly.